AUGAUGAGAAAGUUUGAAAUGACCGAUCUCGGAGUGAUGAAGUAUUUUCUCGGCAUUCAAGUAAAGCAAGAAAAUGGAAAUAUCUUCAUUUUCCAUGAAAAGUAUGCAGCAGACAUGCUAAAGAAGUUUAGAAUGGAGAAUUGCAAGCUUGCUGCAACACCCAUGGCCCUGAACGAAAGAUUAAAGUUUAUGAGCAAUCCAAGCAAGUCACAUUUUGCGGCUGCAAAAAGGAUUCUCCGUUACAUUCAAGGGACAAAAUGUCUUGGCAUCAAAUAUUUGAGGGACGAGAACAAUGAGUUGAUUGGAUUCACAGACAAUGAUUGGGCUGGAAGCCAAGAUGACAGGAAGAGCACAUCGGGAUACAUUUUUUGCUUGGGAUCAAAAGCAAUUUCGUGGAGUUCGAAGAAGCAAAAUUCAGUUGCUAUGUCAUCCGCGGAGGCAGAGUACAUUGCUGCGAAUGAAGCAGUUCGAUAA
Molecule: messenger RNA, 474 nt
Organism: Andrographis paniculata
Lineage: Eukaryota; Viridiplantae; Streptophyta; Magnoliopsida; Lamiales; Acanthaceae
Product: secreted RxLR effector protein 161-like
Exons: 2
Coding region: 1-474 (157 amino acids)
Source: RefSeq, a predicted model, not a curated record